Molecule: messenger RNA, 3060 nt
Organism: Manacus vitellinus (golden-collared manakin)
Lineage: Eukaryota; Metazoa; Chordata; Aves; Passeriformes; Pipridae
Gene: CCDC90B
Product: coiled-coil domain containing 90B
Exons: 8
Coding region: 1219-1740 (173 amino acids)
Cellular component (GO): mitochondrion
Source: RefSeq, a predicted model, not a curated record
CCUCCUCCCAGGACUGUUUCAGCUACUUCUUCAUCACGUUCCUAUGGGACUUGUGGGGUGAGGUCUAUCUGGUGCUGGUUGUUACUCAGUUUAAUUUGUUCCAUAACUUUACAAAUAUUUUAGUACCACAGUGGCAGAGCUCUAUAGGUGAAACCCGUACACACCACAAAAGCAAGAAAGCAUUUUAGUUUUUCCCAAGGUUGCUGCAGACAGUUUUCAGGCUCCAUUCUCUUGCUUAUAGGAAUUUUUCCACAUUUUCUAAACAUCCAUGCAACACGAACAGUUCCUGCUAUAGAGGAAGAGUGAAAUAAGGAAUUGGCAAAAGCCUAAGUAACCCUGAAGAUUCAGAGGAACUGAAGCAAUACUAUCACGCCUCUUAGUGGAAGGAAGCUGUCAUAAAGCAUGCAUAGCUUCUUUAGUCAUGUAAACCAAUGGUGCAGCUUGACAGUACCAGUGUUUUAGAAGGGAGCAGUGGUAUAGUUCUCUAAAUAAUUUGCCUUGAAAGUCUUUUUCAACAAAAUGUUAAUUGAACCCAUUUUUUAAAAUGGGCCAGUUGAAACACAUCAGUGAGAUUGCUGGAAAUAAAUCUUCAGGGCAAAAGCUCUCAGCACUUGACCAGAUGAGAGCAAUUUUUUUAUUUAUUCUUUUUUUACUGUUCACAUCAUACAGUACUUCAAAAUUGCACCAAGCUAUGGACAAAGUGUAAUUUUUAUCAUCAGAAAGCAAAAGUCCCGGUUUGAGUUCAUUGUACAAGUGAUGGAUGCAGCAGUUUUAAAAUCAGUUUUGCUUGUCUUCAUAUCUGUGCAGAACAAUUCCAAUACAUGCAGAAUUACCUGUUAUUACUCUGUAGGAUGCAUGCUUUGUAGCUCAAGGUAAAUUUGGCUUUAACAGAAUCUGUGGCAGUUCAUUAUGAAGUAAAGUUUUGCUGAAUUAUUUUUACAAUGCAUGAACAGUUAAACCUUUAACAGAUAUUUGAUCUUUCUGUCAGCUGCAUCUAUAGACUUUUAGUAUAUUAAAAGUUAACAUGCUUCAGAUUUUUGCAGUCUGUGUUUUUUCUAGUUAAAAGUCACAGGGACCGGCUCCUGGCUGUCAGUUUUCAGGAACUGUGUGAAUUCCCAUGUGCCACUGUAGUUAGGCUUUGGGAAGGAGCAGGCGGAGACCAUCGUGUCGGCACUAAUAACCCUGUCAAACGUUAGCUUGGACACUGUCUAUAAGGACAUGGUCACGCAGGCUCAGCAGGUGAAAACCAAUCUGUGGUGUGGAGCUGUAAUGGCUCAUACUUGCAUCUUUAAAGCACAAGAAAUAACUUUACAGCAGAUAAUGGCACAUUUGGACUCCAUUCGAAAAGAUAUGGUCAUCCUGGAGAAAAGUGAAUUUGCAAACUUGAGAGCCGAGAAUGAGAAAAUGAAAAUUGAAUUAGAUCAAGUUAAACAGCAGCUAAUGAAUGAAACUGGUAAAAUCCGAGCUGACAGCAAGCUAGACAUAAACCUGGAGAGGAGCAGGGUGACAGAUAUGUUUACAGAUCAGGAGAGGAAACUGAUGGAAGCAACUACAGAGUUUCAUAAAAAAGAUUCAAGUACCAAUAGCGUUAUCUCAGAAAUCAGUAAUAAAAUUGACACUGAAAUAGCUUCCUUAAAAACACUCAUGGAAUCGAAUAAACUUGAUACGAUACGUUAUCUGGCAGCUUCAGUGUUCACUUGCCUGGCAAUAGCACUGGGAUUUUACAGGUUCUGGAAGUAGAUCUGAAUGGAAUGACUGCAUCUAAUACAGACAGAGAAAAGGCCACCCAGGCCAACAGUAGUUCGAUGAUCAUGUUUGCACUGUGGAUAACCUUGGUACCUUUUUGAUUUGAUAUUCUUACUGUAUAAGAAAAAUGUUUUCUGAAUAUGUAACACUAAAGAUCAAAAUAAUUGGGGGGAAGUAGCCAAAUAGUAAUUUUGUUGUCUCUUGUUCAGUAAUGUAUUAAUUUCAAAGUAUUUCUUAUUCUAUACCACUAAGUGUUUCCUGAUAUUUUUUAUAAUUAAAUUUGGUUUUCCAACUUUCUCACUCUCAGCUCCUCUUAAAAUGGAAAUAUUAAACAUUUUAUAGGACCUUGAAAUGCAAAUACAAUUCUUAAAUUAGUGUUCCCAGUAUGGGGAUACUAAUACCAGAUUACAAUACAUCUACUCUGAUCCAAGUAUAUUAAUCUUAAACAUAGCUUCUGGAUUUUUGUCUUCAGUCUGUUCCUCUCUUUUCUGAUGGAUUGAAGCCUGGCCCUUUGGGGUUUUUAUCUACAUACAUAAAAACGCACUCCAAGGCCUUUAUUGAAGAACCCCUUUUUCUUGAAAACUAGUUUACAUAAAGUUAAAAUCUUAUGUACAACUAAAAUGUCUCCAUAGAUUUAUUUUCUUUAGUAUCUCUUGCAAUGUCCGUAACCCCAGAAGUCGGUAGAAUGGGGGAACUUCUCUGUCUUUGUCUUUCCAAGGGGAAAUGCCACUACUCUGAGCAACCAUGUACAGCCCUGGGGCAGAUAAGUACUCUUAAUUUCUCCCUUUCAGGUAGUGCAGAGUAUUUCUAAUGAACCCAGACAUAUUUUCUGGGCACACUAACAUGGAAAUACUCAGCAUCUCAGUGGUGCCGGUGUGGUGGUGGUGGUAGUGGUGGUGGUGAUCCUCCUCCCAUCUCCACACUCCUCAGGAUUGUUCUGUAAUCCUGACACACUGACUUUCCUAACCCAUCUGCCUUCUGCAAGGACUUGGAAACUUUUGUUGUAGAGAUGCAACAUAGCAGGUGGAUGCCUUCAAAACUGAAGCAGUCACAUCUCAAGUACAAAUGCAUAUGCUUGGUUUGAUUCUUGUAGUAAAAUAAUAGUUUUUAAAGUCCUUCUGGAUUAACUUCGAAAUAAGAAUGGGCCCUUUAUGGGCUAAGGACUAUGUGGUAGUGAGUAGUGGCAAUUUUUUUUAUUGAGGUUUUAUUCUGUUUACAGUUGAACUUGCUGGUAUUCUGCUAAUUCUUAUAUUCUAUGCAUUAAAUUAUUUAUUAUCUUCAUUCAAGAAAAUAAAAUUAAUUUCUUAUAUUUGC